Paramecium sonneborni is the source of this 6702-nucleotide messenger RNA. Lineage: Eukaryota; Ciliophora; Oligohymenophorea; Peniculida; Parameciidae. The record is from the annotation of a GenBank genome assembly.
AUGUUAUUUUAUGGCUACCUUCUGAUAUAAUUCCAUUUAAAUCUAUCAAUCAAUAUUCCUUGUGAAUGUGCUCAUAUUGUUGAAUAAAAAAAGUGCAACUCUUCUCAAAAAUGUUUAUGGAAUAAUGAGAUAGAAAAAUGCCAAAUUAAUAUGAAUUCAUAAAAUAACAAUCAACCUAUAUCUUAUUGUAGUUAAUUUAUGGAAGAUGAAUGUAUUUAAAAUAAGAAAUGUGCAUUUCAUUUAGGAAUUUGUUAGGAUUUGAUAAAAUGCGAAAGUUUAUUAUCCGAAAAAUGUUUAUAAUCUUCAUUUUGGUGUGUAUCAAAUGGUUAAAAUUGCAUUCCUAAAAAUGAAUGUCAAUAUUAUAAAAAUAAAUAAGCUUGUGGUAAUCAAAAUAUUGAUGGUAAAUUUUGUAUUUGGAAAACAACAAAUAAUGAAGAAAAAUGUUAAGAUGUUGAAAAUUGUGAAGAAUUACCUUAAACAUUAAAUACAGAUAGUGAUUGUAAAUAAUAAAUUAGUAUUUGUACAGUAUAAAAUUAAGGAGGAUGUACUAAAUAAAAAGAAUAUUGUUAUUAGUAUAAAUUUAAAGAACAAUGUUUUUUAAGUUUAAAUAAUAUUAAAUGUUUUUGGGAAGAAGGAUUAGAAUAGUGCUUUGAGAAAAAAUGUUCAAAUAAAUAUUUAAUAACUCAUUAAGAAUGUUCAUAAUUUCUUUAGAAUUGUACAACAAAUGGGAUAUAAUGUAUUGAAAGAUAGGAAUGUAAAUUAUAUUAAUACUAAUCUGGUUGUGUUAUAGAUAAUAAAGAGAGACCAUGUAUAUAUUAUUAAGGAUAAUGUUAUACUAAAAAUUGUGCUUCAUCACCAGAAACAGUAAAAUCAAUGAUUGAAUGUUAAAUGUUUGACAAUUAAGAUUAAUAUUGUGUUCCUUAAAAAAAAGGAGGAUGUAAAAUCAAACCAAAUAAUUGUGAUUAAUUAGAAACAUAAGAUUCUUGUCAAAUGGUUAAUUAAUUAUCAGGUAGAUAUUGUAUAUGGAAUGAAUUAUAAUAAAUAUGUAAAAUAAAACAAUGUAUGGAUGCACCUUUAAAUUUUGAACAUGAAUAAUGCAUAAAAUGGUUAAAUGAUUAUGAUUGUAUAAGUAAACUAGGAAAUGGUUGUAUUGAUAAUGUAGAUAAUUGUAAAGAUAUAAAGAAUUUAAAGAGUUGUAUUAUAAAUAGAAAUCAUAAAAAAUGUGUAAUAGAAAAUGAUUAAUGUUAUGAAGAAGAAUGUAAGUCUUUUAAAUAUCCUAAAUAUGAUACUGAUAAAAAAUGCUCAGAUAGAUUAAAUAUUUGUACUUAUAAUUAUUUAACCAAAACUUGUGUCAAUAAAGAAUGUUAAAACUUGUCUGAGAAUGAAUGUAAUAAUGAUUAUGAAAUGAAUAAAUGUUUAUUACCAACUGGUUGUGUACAUAAAAGAUGUGAAUCAGCUUCAAUAUAUUUAAGUUCUUAUGAAGAUUGUUAAAAUUGGGAUAUAAGAUGUACAAUAAAUGUUAUUCUUACAUAAGACACAUAAUAUUUAAAUGGAUGUAUUACUAAAUUUCUAGAAUGUAAUUAAUUUAAACAUUAAUUAUAAUGUAGAUCAACUUUAUAAGGUAUUCCAUGUUAUUGGAAUAUAUAAAUUAAAUAAUGUUAAUUUUAAACGUGUGAUAAUGCUCCAAUCUCAUUUAAUACAAUAUCUUAAUGUUAAGAAUGGGUUAAAUAUCAUAAUUAGAAAUGUGUUAAUAAAUUAAACGGAGGUUGUAUUGAACAAUUUCCUUUAUGUUAAUAAUUAACUGAUGAAUUAUAGUGUAAAAUUGGUGCAUUGAAUAAUUUAUGUUUCUGGAAUAAUUAAACAUAAAAUUGUGAGGAUAGAACUUGUAUGAAUGCUAGUACAACAAUUAAUGCUAAUUUGUAAUGCAGAUAAUGGUUAUCAUCUUGUAAAUUAAAUGAUUCUGGAUUUGGAUGUGAUAUUGAUAAAGGCAUUUAUAAUUUAUGUACUGAUGCACCUGAAAUAGAAUAAUUUUCUACACAUGAAGAAUGCUAAGCAUGGAAUCCUAAAUGCACAAUUAAAUUAGGUUUAAGUUGUUCAAUUAAAUUAGAUUGUGAAAGUUAUUUAACAUAAAAUGAAUGUUUAACAGAUAUUAAUAAUCAACCAUGUAAAUGGAAUGGAUCAUCUUGUAUUAAAUAAAAGUGUAGUGAUUAUCCAGGUACUCCUUUAAAUUCAUCUGAUUGCUAAACAUUUUCUAGUAUAUGUACAAUAUCAACUUAAAAUAUUACGUGUUAAGAUAAAAAAGCAAACUGCAGUGAAUAUAUUAAAUAGACCGAUUGCAAUGUGAAUUCCGCAGGAUAAAAAUGUUAAAUGGAUGAUAGUUUAGUUUGUCAACAUAUUGCUGAUUUAAUACUUGCUAAUAAUUACAGCUGUAGUUAUGAAGAUAAAGAUAAAGGAUAUCUAUAUUAAUAUCAUAUCUCAAAUAUUUGUGUUAUUACUCCUUUAAAUUGUAACUAAAUUAAUUAAAAUGAUUGUAAUUCAAUGAUAACAAUUAAUUAAGAAAUAUGUACAUGGAAUGGUACACAAUGCUCCAUUUUUAAUUCAUAAAUAACAAAUACAUAAAUUAACUGUAGAAAAUUAAAUUAAGCAUAUUUUCUAUAAUCCUAUUGUAAAUCAUACUCUAAUUAAUGUGAAUUUGACUUUAUUUAAAUGAAUACUUGCACCUAUAAUUCAUGUUUGAAUGUUUCAAAACAUUAAUGUAAUUUUAUUACAUUGAAUAACAAUAUUCAAUGCAGUUGGAAUGUUUCAACAUGCUAAAUUAGAACUUGUUAUAAUAUGAAUGAAUAAUUUAAUUCUAUUUACUAAUGCAUAUUAUGGUUAGAUUCUUGUACUUAUGAUUAAUUAUAAAAUAUUUGUAAAGAUAGAACUUCCUGCUCUUAAGAAACAACUGAAUUAUUAUGUAAUAAAGCCUCUUACAUUACGCAGCUUGGAUUAAAAAUUUAUUGCUUUUGGAAUAUCAAUCUUUGCUCUGAUAUUACAUCAUGUUCAUAAAUCUAAAACCCUUCAUCUCAUCGAGUUUGUUAAGAUAAACUUUAAAAUUGUACUUCCCUAACAAAUCCUUCGCUUGUUACAUGUAUUGAAGCACCUUUAUUUUGCAAUUAAAUUCAAGAUUAAAUUUAAUGUUAUAGAAAUUCUAAAUUUGAAAAAUGCAGUUGGAAUCAAGGAAAAUGUUUCUAAUUAUCAUGCCUUUUAAAUUAUAAUCUGCCAAUCUAUAAUUUAUUACAAUUUUAUUAAACUUGUUAAAAUAGACAACCUUUUUGUGUAUUUGAUAUUGAAAAUAGAAAUUGUAUGGAACUUAAUGAAUGUAAAUUAAUUCCAAACUUAGUAAUAAAUGAAGAGAAUUGUGCUCGUUUUAGUCCACUUUGUAGAAUAAAUGAAUAAUAUGAUGGCUGUAUUAGAAAUACAAAAUGUUCUUAAGCAUCCACCUAUUUUUAAUAAAAUUGUGAAUUAUUUUUGUUGCAUAGAAAAUGUAGACGAAAAGAAUUUAAAUCUAGUUGUUAACCUUUAGCCAGAUUUUGUUCUUUUUAUUCAAAAUAACAGAAUUGUAAAUUUAAUUAUAAAUAGAAUAAAUGCUAUUGGUAGGCUUCUUUAAAUGUUUGUAUCAAUUUUUCUUGUAAUUCAAUUGAAGAAUAUGUUUAAACUCAUCAAGAUUGUUAACUAAUAUCACCAACUUGUACAAUUUCUAUACAAAAUUCGAUUUAUUCUUGUACAAACCUACUUGAAUGCGAUCAAUAUUAAUAUGAACAUUAAUGUGUUAUUAAUAUACAUUAGUAGUUAUGUAUUUGGAUGAAUAACUAAUGUUUACUUGAUAAUUGUAGGAAUGUGGUUACAAAUAUCAUUUAUGAUAUUUAAUUAUGUGAAUAAUAUGGUAGUAAUUGCACUAUUAAUGAAGAUAGAUCUGGUUGUAUAAUUAAAAAGCAAAUGUGUAAAUCUUACAAUCAAUUUUAAUGUUUAACUCCUGGUUAAAAAAAUUUAUUAGGUUUAUCUUGUUUUUGGGAUUAAAUAGAUUAAAUUUGUUCAGAGAUAAUUUGUGAUUAAGCUCCUUAAAAUUAUAAUUUAUUAUUUGAAUGCUAAUCUUUUAAUUAUAAUUGCUAACCUAAUUCAUGUAGAUUAGCAAAAUGUGAAGACUUCUAAUACAAAACUGAUAUAAAAUGUUCUCUUGCUUUAAUUAAUAAUAAAUGCACAACAAAUGGUUUAAGAUGUAUUGAUAGACAAUAAUGUGAAAAUGCUAUUAAUAUUGAAGCAUGCACUUACUCAAAUGAUUAUAGAGAUUGUUAAUGGUUAAUUGAUGAAAAUUACUGUGUUAUUAAAUCAUGUAAUUCAGCACCAAAAAACAUAAACAGUCAUUUUGAAUGUGAAGAUUAUUUUAUAGGAUGUACUUCUAAAUUAAAUGGAGGUUGCAUUAAAAUAACUACAUGUAAUUCUAUUUAAACUAAAGAAGGAUGUAUAUAAGAUUAAUUUGGAAUGAAUUGUUUAUGGUAAGAAAGCAAAAAUGAAUGUAUUAAUUUAAUAUGUGAAACAAUGUGUGGAGAUGGGAUCGUUGGUAAUAAUGAAGAAUGUGAUGAUGGCAAUAUAUAUCCUUAUGACGGAUGUUAUAAAUGUAAAAUAUAAUGUUAAUAUGGAUGUAAUAUAUGCAAUUAGUAAAUUUGUUUAGAUUGUUAAACAGGAUAUGAAUUAAAUUCUAAUGGUUUAUGUUAUGAAAUUUGUGGAGAUGGUUUAAUUAUUGGUAAAGAAGAAUGUGAUGAUAUGAAUAAUAUAAAAGAAGAUGGUUGUUUUAAUUGUUAAUUUUAAUGUCAUCAAUAAUGUCUAAUAUGCGCAUAAGGUAUAUGUCUACUUUGUAAUUAUGGAUGGUAAUCUUACAAUAAUUAAUGCUAAACUAUUUGUGGCAAUGGUUUAUUAGUUGAACAAUACGAAUAAUGUGAUGAUGGAAACAAUGAAAGUUUUGAUGGUUGCGAUUCAUAUUGUUAAAUAGAAAAAAAUUGGAUUUGUAAUUAAUCAUCUAUUACAGGAUUAAGUGAAUGCAUAAAUUAAGAACCUCCAUAAAUACAAUUAAGUAAUCUCUCUCAAAAAAAAGAUAGUCAAUAAAUUAUAUUAUUUUCAUUUAAUUAAAAAAUCAUAUUAAAACAACCUUGUCAAUUUGAAGAUUAUAUCAAAAUUAAUAUUACAAAUAAUACAAACUUUAAGUUUACUGUCAUCCCAAUUACUUAAGCUACAUUAACAACUUUUCACUAAGCCUAAUAUUAAAUUUGCAUUAGCUUACUAGAAUAAGUCAAAGAUCCUUAUGCAACUAUAUCAAUUCUGUAGACUAUUGUUAUUAACAAUCUAAAUCAAUAAUUAACAGACUCUUCUUAAACUAUUAGUUUAGGUACACCUUUAAUUUUAUCAGAAGAUGCAAAAAAUAGAUUAGAUAAUGCAAUACAAUUUAACGAAAUUAUGAUUUUUGUAUUUAUAGGCUCCUCCACAUUGUCAGUGUUAACUGGAAAUUUUGACUUAUUUUUCAAUAUGUUAGCACUUUUGUAAUAAUUAUCAUAUGUAAGAUAUUUAGCAGUACCUUUUCCUACUCAUUUACAGGAAUACUUAAAAGUUUUUAAAAUUAUAUCUUUUUAACCUCUUUAUGAUAAAUUAUAGAUAGACUAUUAUUUUUCUAAAUUGAAUUUUGGAAAAACACCAUUUAUUUAAUCUCACCAUUCUAAUUAAGAAGAUCCUGAAUUUAAUAAUGCCUUUUUUUUAGUAAAUGCUAAAAGCUUUUACAUAACUAUGUUUACAUCUUUUACAUUAUAUGUAACAUCUAAAAUGAUUAGAAGCCUUAGCAUCUUAAUUUAUACUAAGUUGUAGACUUUUAUAAAUUAUAAAAAGUUAAAAAUAUUCUAUAAAGGUUUUUAAUUUGUUAAAUAAUUUUCUGAAAAAACAACCAAAUACUUUUUUUAUUCAGGAAUAAUUAAAGUUUUUAUAUCCACAUAGUAUUAACUUAUGUAUAGUGCUUAUAGCUAAUUUCCAGAAUAUUAAUUUAAUAUGCAAUUUGAAGAUAUGUUUGUUACAUUUAACUCUUUUAACGCACUUUUUGCUAUUAUAUUGCCUCAUUUAUUUCUUUUUUAAUCAAUUGUGGUCCUAUAAAAAUAAUAUAAGCAAACAACCUAAAAUUAAUUCUCAAUAUUUUAUGAAAAUGUCAAAUAAACUUAUUGGGCAAGAUUUUUUAUCCCAUUUUCAAUGAUAAAAGUAGCCAUUUAUAUGGCAAUUAUUUGUUUUUUGACCAAUUCCCCUAUAAUUUAAAUUAUAUCAUUAAUUAUUUAAUCUAAUCUGUAUUUUUAUUACUUAUUAGUUGUGCGGCCAUGUAUUCAAAAAUUAGAGUUAAUUAAGAAUUUAGGAAGAGAAAUUGCUAUUUUACUUUUUUUUUCAUCCCUUUUUCCUUAUGAAUUAACAUUAAAUGAAGAAAUUAUUACUUUAUUAGGAUGGAUUCAUAUUGGAUUGUUUACACUUAUUAUAGCUUAAAAUGUUGUUUUAGAUUUCCUAAAUUAAUUAUAAUAAUUGUUAAUCCAAAUUUAAAAAAAUAGAUUAAAAAAAUAAAAAAAGUAAAAGCAAUUAGAAAAAAAUACUUAUAAAAGCUUUAUGAUUGUUUCUGAUAAUAAUAUUCAGAUUAAUAAUUGA